Messenger RNA from Serpula lacrymans var. lacrymans S7.9, 432 nucleotides. RefSeq lists its product as uncharacterized. The transcript has 5 exons. The coding region runs from base 1 to 432 and encodes 143 amino acids. The record is from RefSeq and is a predicted model, not a curated record. NCBI's taxonomy places the organism in Eukaryota, Fungi, Basidiomycota, Agaricomycetes, Boletales, Serpulaceae.
AUGACGCCAACUAUUGACAUUGUAUCACCACAAAACGAGGGGGACAAUACCGCUGGACAUAGUACGCUAGCUUUUGUUCUUGUCGACGAUUCUGAGGAUCACCUUUUCGGGUCAACUUCUUUCCACGUAAUAGAUGUCGCUCGAUUAACUGAUCUUGAUGCGCUCUUCCUAUACUUCACGACGUCAUACAAGGGCACCUUAUCCUCGUCCGUGUAUGCGGCCAAUUUAAGUUUAAGGGAAUAUCUCUCGCGUAGCCCGACGUACUCCAGAUAUACCAGUACUGUGUACAAAUGCAUAAAUCCCUUCCCCAAGACGAGGCCAUAUGACAAAUCCAAGCCCUCCCGCAACUUGAACCAAUCAAAGUGGAAUGGCUCCCAUCUGCUAGCGGUUGGGCUCGGAUCUACACAGUGGACAGUCGUGCGUACUCGCUAA